GCUGGUGUGCGCCUAUGGUCUCGCGGAAGAUCGUGAACGAGGGAGAGAGAGAGAGAGAAGGUGCGAGUGCGUGCGCGAACGAGCAUAAGUAGAGACAAGCGAGUGUCGCGAUUCGCGAAGUCACUUCGGGGGAGCUUGCGACUUGUCGAGCUUGAGACCUAGUCGGAGGCAGCAGCGGAGCAGCACCGAGGGUCGCGGGGCAGCGCGCGCGCGCCCACCUUUCAGAGGAGGACAAUAAUCUGUGGCGAAAAAAACGGGGUGGUACGCGCAUAAGCCUGGCCUCGAGCGGCGAGUCCGACGACGGUGGGCUCGCUCCGCCACCGCGCAAAAGGUCCCGUAGUUCGUUACCAACUACCCAGAGGCCAGCUGCCGCGGCGGAACCGCUGCUGCACUCCAGCCAGGAGCAGCGCACGGAGCAGACCCACCGUAACGACCAACAAGACGAAGAACAACAAAACGCCAAAGACAUGGACAAUUAUCGUAUGAUGCAGCAGGGUGCCAAUGGUGCAGCAGUCUGUCCGGGAAUGCAGCAAAAUGGAACUGUAUCGGACUCGGGUGGAGCACAGACCAAUGGCAACAUUGCUACCGAUGCGGAUGGCGAUGCUGCUGAGGUUAACGGAGAGGAGACCGAGAGCAUACCAGCCAAGAUUAUGGACAAGACCAAUCAAGACAUCGUUAGGCUCAUUGGUCAGCACUUGAAAACAGUAGGACUCGAGUAUGUUGCGUUUGAGCUUGGUCGGCUGGUACUUAACCACUGGCGACGCUGUGUGGUGUUGUCUUUAGCGGCGAGUGUUAUAUUACCUUGUUCUCUUUGUAGCCGGACAGCUGAUUUGUUGAUGCAGGAAUCCGGAUGUCGUCUGGAUCAUCCAGCGGCUGCAAAGUUUCGCCAACAUGUGAUGGACGGUGAUUGGACCAAGGCUGACCAUGACUUGAACGAACUUAAAGGAUUUUUGAACAGCACCAAUCAGAGUCUCGUCGUAAGAAUUACCUUGUCUAUAAUGCAGCGACGAUAGUGCAAGCCAGCAUCUUAUAUCUUACGUCUGAUUGUAGAAAUGAAGUUCUUACUGCUAGAACAAAAAUAUUUGGAACACUUGGAGGAUGGUUUGGUGCUGGAGGCGCUUCAAGUUUUGAGGAACGAACUCACACCAUUGGGUCAUAAUACCGGUCGUGUUCAUCAGCUCUCUGCGUUUAUGAUGUGCAGUGGGAGGGACGAGUUACAGUCUCGUGCUAAUUGGGAAGGCAAAGGCCUGGCUUCGAGAGCUGCCUUAAUGGACAGAUUGCAAAGAUACCUUCCACCGUCUAUCAUGCUGCCUCCCCGUCGCCUACACUUCCUUCUUUGUCAAGCAGUGGAAAUGCAAACCCAACAGUGCACUUAUCACAUUUCUCAAACACAGACAAACCUGGAAAAUGUCUCGCUACUAGUCGAUCACACGUGCAGUAAAGAGCAAUUCCCAUGUCACACUAUGCAAAUACUCAAUGACCAUUGUGACGAAGUGUGGUAUUGCAAAUUUUCGCCAGAUGGGCUUAAGCUCGCUACAGGCUCCAAAGACAUGUCGGUCAUAAUUUGGGAUAUCGAUCCUGAGACUUUACGAGUAACGCAUAGAAAAACCUUGGAGGGGCACACGUACGGCGUAGCACUGAUCGCCUGGAGUCCCGAUAGCAGUCACUUGAUCGCAUGCGGUCCGGAAGAUUGUCCAGAAUUAUGGCUGUGGAGUGUCGAUACACCCGAUUGUGAAUUGCGAGUGAAAUUAACCCAGAGUACGGAAGACUCGUUGACCGCCUGUGCUUGGCAUCGCGAUUCUAAUAAAUUUGUUACGGGUGGAUUGCGUGGACAAUUUUACCAAUGUGAUAUGGAAGGUAAUGUUUUGGAUUCGUGGGAAGGAGUUAGAGUGAAGAGUCUUUGGUGUCGAAGCGAUGGAAAAACGGUAUUGGCCGCGGACUCUCAUCAUCGCAUUCGUGGCUACAAUUUCGACGAGUUAAGCGAAUUCACAAUCUUGCAAGAGGAUCAUCCGAUUAUGUCCUUUAGCGUAAAUAAAUCGGAUCGUCAAGCUUUAUUGAACGUUGCCCAUCAAGGUGUUCAUCUUUGGGAUUUGCAGGAUAGAUGUUUGAUCAGACGUUUUCAAGGAGUCACUCAAGGGCAUUUUACCAUUCACAGUUGUUUUGGAGGCGUUAGUCAAGAUUUUAUUGCUUCGGGCAGCGAAGACAACAAAGUUUACGUAUGGCACAUAAAGAAAGAGUUACCCAUAGCCACACUAACGGGACACAGCCGAACGGUUAAUUGUGUUUCCUGGAAUCCUGUUUAUCAUCAAAUGAUGGCUUCAGUUUCAGACGAUUGUACUAUAAGAAUAUGGGGACCUAAGACCUCAUCCGCGGAAGCUUCGGAGAACAACACUUCAAAUGGUAGUGGAUGGCAUGAGAUGGUAUCGUAGCAAACGUGGUCCCAAUCAUGUUCCCAUAGCCCAAUGGUGUUCAAAAGACUGUCGUGUUGACUAUCACUUGAAUUCUCCUCACCUUUAAUAAUUUUGUUACAUGUCACGGCUACUGACACUAUCGCGCGAUCCCCUCGUGUGCUAAGAUGCAGUGUGUCAAGAAAUAUGAUCAAGAAUUCAGUUGUUCAGUUAUAAUCGAUUGAAGAAAGAACUGAAAAAAAAGAGCAAUCAAGUGAUACUUGAAUAUUGUGACUUCAUUAUUCUCGCUUCAGUGAGUCGCGAAUCUAUAAUAUGAAUAUAUAACUAAAUUAAUUUACUAGUUCCUGGUAAAAUGAUUUUUAUUUUC
Molecule: messenger RNA, 2775 nt
Organism: Ceratosolen solmsi marchali
Lineage: Eukaryota; Metazoa; Arthropoda; Insecta; Hymenoptera; Agaonidae
Product: WD repeat-containing protein 26
Biological process (GO): proteasome-mediated ubiquitin-dependent protein catabolic process
Cellular component (GO): GID complex
Molecular function (GO): protein binding
Source: RefSeq, a predicted model, not a curated record